UUAUGAUAAGAAGCGUCUAAUUUCCAUUUCAACUAUAUACAUACAUAUGCAUGUAUAUACGGUUUCUAUAUUGCGGUUUCCAGUUGCUGUUGUUCGCUACAGCUUCUGAUGCUUACUUUAAAUAAUUUGUGUCACCACUACGAAGUAAUUAAAAAUCUCAUAUUUAAAUAGAUUUUAGGAGCGAUUCAAAUUUAUCGCCUCAGAACGUUCUGUGUUGUUGGGAGUGAACGUACACAGAAAUUAGUGCUGAUAGUGAUUUAAACGAACAUCUUGGUCAUCAUCAUGGCGACAUGCAGUUUUAUAUGUAAAGUCACCAUAUUCAUUUGGAUAUGUUUUAUGCUGAACAGUCUUUCUUGCGAGGUGCAGCCGGGGCAAGAAGCACAGAAACCUAAGCCCGCUAGGCGUUAUCCUACAGUGUUGAUCCCACUUUUGGUACGGAACAAAGCACAUAUCCUUCCGUUAUUCUUAACAUAUUUUCAAAAUAUUGGUUUUCCUAAGAAGGAUAUUGCUUUAUGGAUACGUUCAGAUCACAACAGCGACUCAAGCACAGAAAUAUUAGAAAAUUGGCUUCGCGACAAUGCUGAUUUAUAUUUUAGUGUAGAUUUUGAGCACGAUGAUAGUGUCCAACGUUAUCAAAAUGAGAGUACACCGAACGACUGGCCUCUCGAACGCUUUAAUCACAUCAUACAACUGAAAGAAGAAGCGCUGGCAUAUGGUAGAGAGAAACAUGCUGAUUAUAUUUUUUUCCUGGAUAUUGAUGUAUUAAUAACGCACAGUAACACUCUACUCCAUUUGAUUCGUCUUAACAAAGAUGUUGUGGCACCAAUGUUGCUUUCCGAAGGACUCUAUUCAAAUUUUUGGUGCGCAAUGACACCGGAUUACUACUAUCAACGUACCGAUGAAUACAAAGAGAUAUACAAUGUAAAUAAGGAAGGCGUAUUUCGUGUACCAAUGGUCCAUAGUGCAGUGCUUAUAAGAUGGACAUAUUUUACGAAAUAUUCUUUAACUUUUGAUCGUAGAACACUAAUCAGGUUAGAAGAAGUUAAUAUAAAUGGUCUCAAGGAAUACCAAAGGUGUCGUACAUACGAUGGACCUGUAGAUGAUAUCAUAGUUUUUGCUGUAGCGGCAAAUUGUACAAGCGUGGAAAUGUACGUCAGCAACAUAUUGCCAUACGGCUAUAUUAUGCAGCCACUAGAUGUGAAUGAUGGAUUGGAUGUCGACAAACAGCAGUUGAUAAAUUUACGUGCAAAUAUAGUAAAUGAUUUAGGUGGCGUGAUUCCAUUAGACGAGCAUUUCGACAAGUACAUUUAUCCCAAAAAAACAAAUAUUACAUUAGACCAUAUAUACAUGAUAAAUCUUAUAAGGCGUCCACAUCGUAGGGAUAAAAUGUUUAAGCUUUUCGAAGAGAUAGGCCUGGAUGUUGAGCACUUCCCUGCUGUUGAUGGAAAACGACUAACACCUGAAUUGCUCGAAGCUGAUGGUAUAAAAUUCAUGCCCGGUUACGAAGACCCUUACAAUCAUCGGAAAAUGACAAUGGGCGAAGUGGGCUGCUUUUUAAGCCACUAUCGUAUUUGGGAGAAAAUCGUUGCGAAACAACAAAAAGAAGUACUAAUUCUAGAAGACGACGUACGUUUCCAGCCAUAUUUCAAAGAAAAUGCUGAACGUGUGCUCUCACAAAUACGCAAAAUUGUUAAAUAUGAUUUAGUGUACUUUGGUCGCAAGCGAUUGAAGGAUGAAGACGAGCCUAAAGUGGAAGGUACGGAAAAUCUUGUACACAUUGGUUACUCCUAUUGGACACUUGGAUACGUUAUAUCACUAGAAGGUGCACGUAAACUUCUGGCAGCCAAUCCGUUGAAAAAUCUAUUGCCAGUUGAUGAAUUUUUGCCCAUCAUGUAUGAUCGUCAUCCAAAUGAAACUUGGAAAUCAUACUUCUUCCAACGUGAUUUGUGGGCAUUUAGCGCUGCACCUUUAUUACUCUACCCCACUCAUUAUACCGGCGAAAAGGGUUAUAUCUCAGAUACGGAAGAUUCUGAAGUGACCUUAACAGCAAAAACCAAUAAUGCACACUUGAAAAGCGAUCGUGAACUGGAAUUUCCCAUACCUGCAGAAACUGAAACCAAGCAGCAGGAGACGACAAAAGAGACACAAGAAAAAGACGAUUUUUUGGAUUUAAACAGUCCUGAAAUGGAGGAACUUCUGUUCCUAAUGAAACACCGCAAUGAACUUUGAGUACAAUAGAAUUAAAUAAGCCAACUACUUUAGUAUAGUAAGAUUUUUAACAUUACUGCCAAUUUCAUUGCAACUAUUACGUAAAUGUGUAAGGUGCAUGGAAUUUAACAUUUGUGCUUUUAUGAGUUAUCCUAUUAAUGUGCCUUACUAGCUGUAACAAAUAUUAUAAUAUCCUGGCGGAUGAAAGGAACUAUUAUCCUAACAGUUGUAAUUCGAUUCUUUGAAUUCCAUUUUUUACUCAACUCUAUUUGUACACUAACUCGAAUAUUUAUAUAUAUUAAUUUUUUUAAAUACUCAUAUAUAUCUUAUUAACCGUUUUGAAUAUGAUAGAGAACUUGUUUAGUCUUUCUCUUAGCGAAUCAUUAAAAAACAACAUAAUGGAAGAACAGCCUACAUGGCAUACAUUAAAAAAUAUAUGAAAAAUGAAUUUAUAAUUUUCAUAUAAAACUGCAAAGCUGUAAAAUUAAGUAAACAGGUUAACUUUUAUUAUGUUAUAUUGCUUUCAUUAGUAAAAAGCUUGAUAACAGGUUUGUUGAAUAUGAUAUGAAAAAAAGUAUUAAGCUUUUUCAAUAUUUUCUAAAGCAGCCUAAUUUCUUUGUAAUAAAGCUUCAUGUAAUAUUUUUGUAUACUUAUUUAGUUAUAAUUAUUACUUGCUCCUAAAGUUAAUAGCUACAUACAUAUAUUUACACGUCAAUAAUAAUUUGUUGUCCUAUAGCCAAAGUAACUUUAUGCCAAAUAUUAUAAGCACAAAAGCACUUAAUAAAGGAAACGAAAUGAAAGUAAUAAUAA
This is a messenger RNA of Ceratitis capitata (Mediterranean fruit fly), 3018 nucleotides long. RefSeq names its product glycosyltransferase 25 family member. NCBI's taxonomy places the organism in Eukaryota, Metazoa, Arthropoda, Insecta, Diptera, Tephritidae. The transcript is spliced from 6 exons. The record is from RefSeq and is a predicted model, not a curated record. The coding region runs from base 283 to 2229 and encodes 648 amino acids. Gene Ontology annotation, molecular function: procollagen galactosyltransferase activity.